AUGGGGGAUGCAGAAAGCUUCCAACCUUCCAAGAAGAGGGCCGCCGGAGUUCAACUCACUCGUGAUAACCCCGAACUCGACGAGGAAAAUGAUAACGCGUCUGGACUGGAGGCGGGCAGCACUUUCAAAAAGGCGAGCGAGGAGGUUUUGGCCACUAGAAGGAUCGUCAAAGUACGCCGCCAGCAGACGACAUCCUCAUCUGCCCCAUCCGCCCCGGCCCCAACUUCUUCAAACCCAUUUGCUGCCAUCCGGUUGGUCCCUCCUCCCUCUUCUACUGAGCAAGCUGAUGAACUCAAAACUGAAAGCAAGGCUGAAGAUCCCAAAGGCGAAAAAUAUAAUGCGGAUGAGGAGAAAGCUGAUGUCAGCAGUGACAAGGCUGAUAAACAAUCUGAGGGAGAAGCCGAUGACGGCCUGAAAGCCGAUCCAAGUAAUGCUGACAAGGAUGAAAGUGAUGGCACAUCCAAAACUCCAGUCGAGGGUGAGGCUGAGAAUGAUGCAGUAAGUAAUGAUGAAGAAAAUGAGGUUGUUGCCAGCAAUGACGUGAAAGAUUGUGAAAAUGAUGAGAACAAGAAGGAAAACGGAGAUGAAAAUGCUAAAAAGAAUACAGAGGCCACCCCUUUCAGCUCAUUUCAGCAGCUGUCGAGCGGCCAGAAUGCAUUCUCAGGGCUCGCCGGGACUGGCUUUUCCAACACUUCGUUUUCCUUCGGGCUGCUCUCCAAAGACGGGGGCACCAAUUCUCUUUUUAGUGGGUUUAGUUCUUCCAACACCGAAACCCCUUCUCUUUUUGGUAACUCCUCUGUGGCGAAUGCCGUAAGCCAGAAAGAAGACAGUAAGUUCCCUCCCAUGCAAGAGGUUUCUGUGGAGACUGGCGAAGAGAAUGAAAAUGCUGUUUUCACUGCCGACUCCAUUUUGUUUGAGUAUAUCGAUGGAGGCUGGAAGGAGCGCGGGAAAGGGGAGCUCAAGGUGAACGUCUCAACUUCCGGGACUGGGAAGGCCCGCCUUGUCAUGCGGGCCCGGGGGAAUUACAGGCUGAUUCUGAACGCGAGUCUUUUCCCGGAUAUGAAGCUGACGAAUAUGGACAAGAAGGGGGUCACGUUCGCGUGCGUCAAUAGUGCUGCUGAGGGCAAGGAUGGUCUCUCUACAAUUGCUCUGAAGUUUAGGGAUGUCCUGAUUGCUGAGGAUUUUAAAGCUGCUGUUAUGGAGCACAAAGGUAGUAAGAGUAGUGAUGUUGUGGGUUUGAAAACCCCUGAAAAUUCUCCGAAGGCUGAGUAA
Messenger RNA from Striga hermonthica, 1272 nucleotides. The record is from the annotation of a GenBank genome assembly. NCBI's taxonomy places the organism in Eukaryota, Viridiplantae, Streptophyta, Magnoliopsida, Lamiales, Orobanchaceae.